AUGCCCGUCCUCCCUGGCCGACUCAGACUGUCGGACUCGGACGAUGGACUGGGCGAAGAGCAUGGCGAAGACUGGAGAGAUGACGAGGAGGACGAGGAGGAGGACGACACCGAUGAGCUAGACGAUGCACGGCAACGCGGAUUUUCCGACGGUGACUUUCACCGUGCGGCGGUCCCAUCCCACGCCAGACGCACUGGACGCCGAGGGGCCCGAGGAGGCCACGAUGCCUAUGACCCUCCGGCAGCAGACCACGAGCACGCCGCGGCCGCCGAGGCCGAAGCCGACGAAGAACGACGAGACCGCGAACGCAUCGAGCGGCUGUUGCGCGAUAUGAUGGCGCGACAACGCGCGCGAGCGAAGGGGAAGGCGUCGGCGUCGGCAGCUGCCAUGGACGAGGAUGACGAGGCCGAAAAGGACGAACUGAUGGGCUUGAUCAUGGGCAGUUUACGCCGGGAGGUGGCCAAGGCGGAGGACGAGGCGUGGAUGUUUGGCGAGUCCCUGGGUUUGGGGGGGAGGGCAGGCCGGGACGAGGUGGGUGUGUAUGACUGA
Molecule: messenger RNA, 549 nt
Organism: Fonsecaea erecta
Lineage: Eukaryota; Fungi; Ascomycota; Eurotiomycetes; Chaetothyriales; Herpotrichiellaceae
Exons: 1
Coding region: 1-549 (182 amino acids)
Source: RefSeq, a predicted model, not a curated record